Mobula hypostoma (lesser devil ray) is the source of this 3966-nucleotide messenger RNA. Its product is annotated as protein-glutamine gamma-glutamyltransferase 2-like. Gene Ontology annotation, biological process: peptide cross-linking. Gene Ontology annotation, molecular function: protein-glutamine gamma-glutamyltransferase activity. The record is from RefSeq and is a predicted model, not a curated record. Lineage: Eukaryota; Metazoa; Chordata; Chondrichthyes; Myliobatiformes; Myliobatidae. Bases 1177 to 3231 code for a protein of 684 amino acids. Gene Ontology annotation, cellular component: mitochondrion. The transcript is spliced from 15 exons.
AUGAUGAUUUUACCUAGAUUUUUAUAUAUUUUUCAAAAUAUACCUAUCUUUUUAACAAAAAAAAUUGAUCAAAUUGAUUCUAUUAUUUCGUCCUUUAUUUGGAAUAAUAAAAAGCUAAGAAUUAAUGAGUAUCAUUUACAAAAAUCUAAAAAAGAUGGUGGACUUGCACUACCUAAUUUAAGAUUGUAUUAUUGGGCUGUUAAUAUUCGACAAUUAUUUUUUUUUGCUAUAUUGGCUCGAUACGAGCCAAAAACCAGCUUGGAUUGAUUUGGAAUUAAAAGCUAUCAAACAAUUUAAUUUAACCUCAUUACUAGGAGCUCCAUUACCUUUACAACAUGCUAAAAUUCCAUAUUUAAAUCCCUACCCUGUUAUUAAACAGUCCUUACGGAUUUGGUUUCAGUUUCGUAACUCUUCUAAUUUGAAACAAUUUCAAUUGUCUAGCUCGUUAUAUCAAAAUUUUUUAUUUAAACCAUCAAUAACCGAUCCAUUUUUCUCUUAUGGAGACAUAACGGGAUGUGUUCUUUUGCAGAUCUAGUUUGUGGUGGUUGAUUGAUGACUUUUGAAGAGUUAAUUAGCAAAUAUUCUCUCUCUCAGACACAUUUCCUACAAUAUUUUCAGGGUGGAUGGGGUUCUGUUGAAGACUCUGACCUGGAGUUACGCUCAGACUUUGGUUCUUUUCGCUGGUGGGACCCGCACCCGGGGGCUCAUGUCUCGCUGCUUUUCAAUAUCCCAAGGACGCAGCCUGGAAGAUGAGCAUACCUUUGGGGUUCCAAGAUUUCACAGCCUUGUGGACGGACUGAUUUAAGCUGGUGCCACUGAAAAGUCACAGGAGAGAACAGAACAUCAGGAUCAGCUGCCAGAGGCUGUGUCCUCAGCAUGGUCUCUCUCUCUCUCUCUCUCUCCCUCUCCCCCUCUCUUCCUCUUCCUCUCACCCUCUCUCCUGUUGCCGAUUCCCAAGUCGCAGUACUCGAGGAUAAAAAAGUGGCGUGACAGACUUUUAACACCGCAAAACAGGUUGGGCAACAUUUGGUACGGCUAUUUAACAGGGAAAGUCAGCUUGCAGAAACUUUGCAACCAAUCGCAACGUGCUGACAGUGUACACCUGGACAAAAACUUGUCAGGAGUCAGUGAAACAGACAGAGCAACAGGAAGGAGGAACACUUCAUUGACAGAACCAUGGCAGCAUAUGCUGAAGUAAAUUACACUGCCGACUUUCAUUGUGAGAAGAACAACCAGCAGCACAGGACCGAUGAGAUCACCACCGAGCGACUGAUCAUCAGGAGAGGACAAACCUUCCAAAUCUCUGUGCAUGUGAACAAGGAUGAAUGUAUCAUAGACCACAACAAUAUUUUGUUCACUGCUGAGACAGGGCCAAAACCUUCAGGAGUAUUUCAAACAAAAGGCAUGUUUCAAUUAAGGUCAAUUGAUCAAAGGAGGUGGAGUGGAGCUGUUGUUUCCAGCACUGGAACCACGUUGGUCCUGAUUGCAUUCCCACCACCAAAUGCCAAGAUUGGACGAUACACUUUAAGCCUCCUGAACCCCGUAGGAUGUCAGAUUUUGAAGUACAGACUCGGAGAGUUCAUACUACUUUUCAACCCAUGGUGCAGAGAGGAUGAAGUCUUUCUGGAUAGUGAGGAGCAACGACAAGAAUAUGUGUUAAGUGAAGAUGGAAUCAUCUAUAUUGGCAGUUGUCGCCAGAUUAAUAUUCGCUCAUGGUACUUCGGACAGUUUGAAGAAAAUAUUGUGGAUAUCUGUCUGAUGAUGUUGGAUAAAAGUAUUAAAUGCCAGAAAAAUCCAACAAAGGACUAUAUGCACAGAAAUGACCCUGUUUAUAUCAGCAGAGUUGUGACAGCUAUGAUAAAUUCUGCUGAUGACAAAGGGGUACUUACUGGCAAAUGGAGCGAGCCAUAUACUGGAGGGGUGUACCCUUGGUCAUGGAAUGGAAGUGUUGCAAUUCUCCAUCAGUGGUAUAAGGGAGGCUGCCAGCAGCCAGUUCGCUAUGGACAAUGUUGGGUGUUUGCAGCUGUGGCCUGCACAGUUUUGAGGUGCCUAGGAAUUCCCUCUCGUGUGGUCACAAACUAUAACUCUGCUCAUGACACAAACUGCAACUUAAUAAUUGAGGAAGAAAUUGAUCACUAUGGAAGAAUGCUUGGUGAACAUGUAUGGAACUUCCACGUCUGGGUGGAGAGUUGGAUGGCACGAAAUGACCUACAGCCAGGUUAUAGUGGAUGGCAGGCUCUGGACCCAACUCCGCAGGAGAAGAGUGAAGGAAUUUACUGCUGUGGGCCUGCUCCAGUCAAUGCAAUCAAAGAUGGGGCAGUGGAGAUAAAGUACGAUGUCCCCUUUGUUUUCGCGGAGGUCAAUGGAGAUGUGGUAACAUGGCAGAGAUGCAGGGAUGGCAGACGAGUAAAGAGAUCUGUCGAAAGUCAACGUGUGGGAAAAUAUAUCAGCACCAAGGGUUGCGGCAGUAAUGAUCGUGAAGACAUCACAAUCAAUUACAAGCAUCCUGAGGGUGCUCCAAAAGAAAGAGCAAUAUUUGCUGAAGCUCAACUCAGAAAUCAGCUGGAACCUGUACAAGAAGAGAAAUUCGAUGUGCAUAUGAAAAUUGACAAUUCAGUAAACUAUGGAUCUGAUAUUGAUGCUUUUGUGAACAUCUCCAAUCGCAGUUUCGAGAGCAGGGUUUGCCACCUUCACUUUAAUGCUCAAAUUCUGAAAUACACCGGACAACCUGUGAAACAAGUUAUGGCUCUGAGUGUGGAUGAUGUUGUUGUUAAAAGCAAUGGAGUUACGACGGUACCUAUCAAAGUGCCUUUCAGAGAGUUUGGGAAUUACCUGGAAAAUCACCAACUGAUCAAGCUGAUUGCCCUGGCAGCUGAUGCAAGAACAAAUGACAAUGCGUUGGCAGUGGAAGAUGUUACCGUGGUCAAACCUUCUGUCAUCAUUAAUAUACUGGGGGAUGUCAUUCUGAGGCGUGAGCUGACUGCAGAAAUCAUUUUUCACAAUCCACUGUCUGAGCCACUCUUUGAUUGCGUCUUCACGAUCGAAGGAAUAGGACUGAUUGAUGGCAUGAGAAAAAUCAGGAUGCCAGAGAUAAAGGCGAACCAAUCAACUAGAAAUGUAUGUCAAUUCAUCCCCAGUAAAGCAGGACUACGGAAGUUAAUGGUGGAUUUUGACUGCAACAGAAUUAAGGAUGUGAAAGGAUUCAAGAAUAUCACUGUCCCGUUUUUUUAAGUUAAACUGAUUAAUGGAUACGUAACUCCUAUGUUUAUUAACAAUAGUUGCAUUGUAAUCUGUUUCAAACAAAUUUAAUCAAAAUGUUCUAAACUCUGUUGUGAACUUGUGUUAUAUAUUUGUUCAGUGAUUAUGCGUUAGGAUAGCCAUCGUUGGUGUGAAAUGGGUCCCCACUGUAUUCAAUUUCUGUGAAAAAUGUCCAACUACCAGAAGGCGAUUAUAUCUUGUCCGCUGAAAAAUAUGUAUUUUGCUGUUUGAGUUGGUCAGUUCCCAAUGCUUCUUUUGGAAUUCUAUGCUAAAUUGGAGAAAAACAAAUCACAGUAUUCUAUUCUGGGACUAGGGCAACUUGGCUAACACUCAAGCACAAUAAAGAGCAAUUUAGUAUGUAUUCCUGUUUUGUGCUUAAUGAAGAGCAAUAGAAAUAAGUGAAACAAGAGUAUUUUUUAUGUCUUCACAGCAAUAUGGUGGGCUAAGCAUUGCCCAGUUUUCCGUCUGUUAAUCAAAUAUCUCCUACAAAAAUAACUACAGUUUCUUGAGACUUUGCAAAGCCUAUGAUACAUGAGCAGGAUCAGGGCACAGUAUUUACAUCUGCUAUUUGCCAUAAUUAUUGUAUAGCUGGGGGCCCAAUUUUCAGCAAACCUUAAGCCUCUGAAAUGUUUUGAUUUUGUCAUGCUUUUGGAUCUCACUUCUCAGACUUGAGUUGCGCAAUCAAAUAAAUGAUUCUGAAGCACUUGA